CUCAACGACCUUUACGAGAUUGGCAACCAAAUAAGUUCAGGAAAUUUCGCAACAGUAAGGUUGUGUAGAAAUAAAAACACGAAUGUUUAUUCGGCGGUAAAAAGAAUAGAUAUGCAAGAAAAUUCAGACGAUAUGAUAAAAGUGAAAAAAGAGGUUGAAAUUUUGAAAAAGAUGAACCAUGCAAACAUCAUCAAAUUAGUAGAAGAGUUUGAGAUGAAUGGAUAUUUCUACCUUGUCAUGGAAUUAAUAACCGAUGGAGAUAUCAUCAGUACGAUAAUGAAUUCAAAGUACUAUUCAGAACAGGAUGUCAGCGGUAUGGUACACAACGUCAUGUCAGGCAUCCUAUAUUUGCAUUCUAUCAACAUAGUACAUAGAGAUAUUAAAAUGGAAAAUGUUCUUGUGCAAAAAAAUAGAAACGGUCUUAAAAAGCUGAAAAUUUGUGAUUUUGGCCUAGCAACGAUAAUAGCAAACAACGAAAUCCUCAAAACCGUUUGCGGCACACCAAACUACAUGGCUCCUGAAAUCAUACUCCAGGUGGGAUACGGAAACAAGGUGGACGUUUGGUCCGUAGGCAUCUUCAUGUACAUCCUCCUCUAUGGAUCGCCUCCAUUUCAUUCACGAAGCAACGACUUCAAUAAAAUUUUUGAAAACGUGAUCGUUGGGAAGUACGACUUGAAUAGCACUACAUGGGAAAGCGUUUCUGAAGAAGCCAAAACAUUGAUCACCAUGCUACUGGAACCGAAUCCAACAAAUCGCAUGACCGCGGAAGAAGCCCUCAGUUAUCCCUGGGUCUCCAAAGAUCAGUUUGCCAGAAAUAUAAACUUGAGGCCCACAAUAGGAAACAAAUUACAGAAAUAUUACCGGAAUUCUGCGUACGUCAUGAAGAAAGGAAACAACGUACUAGCCAAUACAGCCUUAGACAAGGAAUCAAAUUACUUUGAAAAAGCACAAAAUGAA
Molecule: messenger RNA, 957 nt
Organism: Helobdella robusta
Lineage: Eukaryota; Metazoa; Annelida; Clitellata; Rhynchobdellida; Glossiphoniidae
Exons: 1
Biological process (GO): protein phosphorylation
Molecular function (GO): protein kinase activity; ATP binding
Source: RefSeq, a predicted model, not a curated record